This is a messenger RNA of Gossypium raimondii (Peruvian cotton), 3540 nucleotides long. RefSeq names its product pumilio homolog 5. Lineage: Eukaryota; Viridiplantae; Streptophyta; Magnoliopsida; Malvales; Malvaceae. Gene Ontology annotation, cellular component: cytoplasm. Bases 282 to 3317 code for a protein of 1011 amino acids. The record is from RefSeq and is a predicted model, not a curated record. The transcript is spliced from 10 exons. Gene Ontology annotation, biological process: 3'-UTR-mediated mRNA destabilization. Gene Ontology annotation, molecular function: mRNA binding.
UAUUAUUAAAAGAAAAAAAAUUGGAAGUCCAAAACUUCAAACCCUUGGGAUAAAAUAAAACAUAGGCAAUCUCUGCAAGUAAAGAUUUUGCUUUCUCUUUCUUCUAAAACAAAAUUGCUUUCUCAAUCAAAGCAACAAACUUUCUCUCUUGCUAAAGCAUGGGGCUUUGGAUUUAGUUGGCAUUUCCAUAAGUCUACUGAGAUUCCAACAGAUUUUGUGAAGAGUUGUCGUUUCAAACUCCCAAGGAAAACGAGGUCUUUGAUGAUCUUUCUCCAUAGAACAUGGCAACUGAGAGCCCGAUGCGAAUGAUAGAAAGUAAUGGGGCUACAAAGUGGCGCUCUUCAAAGGAUGCUCUAGUAUUUGAUUCACAAUUGAAUGAUAUGGAAGUAGAGGAGUUGACAAUGCUUUUGAAAGGACAAAAAAUCCGUGGAGAUCAAACAGAUACAGUGCCAAAUCGAAGUGGGAGUGCUCCACCAAGUAUGGAAGGUUCAUUUACAGCACUUGGAAACCUUUUGGCUCAAAAGAACACUAGCCUGACUUCAAGCCUGGCAAGUUUGAGCAGUGUCAUUGACAAGUGUGAGUCUGAGGAGCAACUGCGUUCUCAUCCAGCUUAUUUUGCUUACUAUUGCUCCAACAUUAACUUAAAUCCAAGGCUUCCACCGCCCCUUAUUUCACAUGAAAACCGACGCUUGGCACGCCAUAUUGGUGGUUUCGGUAGUAACUGGAGAGCAACAUCUGUGGAUGAUAGUGGCAAUGGGUCAUUACCUUUUUAUCGAACUUCACUCACUACACAUAAGGAGGAAGUUGAGGAUGAUAGAUCAUCCCCUAUACAAGCUUUAGACAAGUGGGCAGAAGAUAGUAAUGAGCCUUUGCUUGAACAAGACUUAGCAUCUUUCCCUGGUCGCCACAAGAGUUUGGUUGAUCUGAUACAGGAAGACUUCCCCCGCACCCCUUCACCUGUGUAUAGUCAGUCACGUUCAUCAGGCAUCACCACAGCAGAUGACCCAAUAGAUCAUGAUGUUAAUGCCAUCUCGUCAAAUUUUUCUUCCAUUAACUCUUCUUCAAAAGUACCUGAAUCGAUCGUGGGUUCUUCUGAUGCUUGCAUGGAUAGAAAUGCCCUGGAUGCUCAUGCUAUUAGUUUGAUACCCCACAAGGAUUCUUCAGAGACCUCUAUUCAGAGCUCGCAAUGUCCUGAACAGGUGGUUAGAUUAUCAACAUCUUCAAAAAAUGAUACAAAUGUGAAAGAUGCUAAGUCAGAUGCGGAUUCCCCUGGUGAUGUUUCACAGUCUGUCAUACUUUCCACUGUAGAGUCCAGAAUGAGGAAAAAACAAGAAGCACAGCAGUCUCAUGGAAGGAAUAUGCCUCAAGAAUAUUAUUCAUCUAUUCAACCAGCUUCUCCACAUCAGGCCCAAGGACUUCCAGCACAGGCCAGUUCUCAAGGAUUGAGCCAUCUGUAUAGCCAUUCUAGGUUCUCUUCUGUGGCAUCACAACCAUUAUUGCAUUCUUCUGGACUCACGCUUCCCAUGUAUGCAACAGCAGCACCAUAUAUGACUUCUGCAAACCCACUUUAUGCCAAUUUUCAGCCAUCUGGUCUGUAUGCUUCACAAUACAAUAUCGGUGGAUAUCCCAUGAAUCCUGCAUUUCUUCCCCCAUUUAUGGGCGGAUACCCUUCUCAUGCUGCUAUUUCUUUGCCAUUUGACUCUACUGCUUCUGGUUCAAGCUUCAAUAAUCGAACUUAUGGUGCUUCAACUGGGGAAAACACUCCACAUACAAGUGAUUUACAGCAUCUUGGCCACUUCUAUGGGCAGCAUGGAUUAGUGCUGCCACCUUCCUUAGUCGAUCCACUUCAUAUGCAAUACCUCCCAAAUUCGUUUAGCAGCACAUAUGGUGCUUCUGUUCAGCAUGGUCAUUUGUCAUCAACUGGUGCUUCUGGGGGCCAAAUUGAUUCUUUUGUGCAGAAAGAGUCAAGUGGUGCUGCUUAUAUUGGAGAUCCAAAAGUUCAGCCUCCAAUUAAUGGGAGGCUAAGCAUUCCAAAUCCUGGGAAAGUUGGAAGUAUUGGUGGUGGCUUUUAUGGAGGUCACCACAGCAUGGGUGUUAUUGCCCAAUACCCUACAUCACCAGUUGCUAGUCCGCUGAUGCCAUCAUCACCGGUAGGUGGAAUGACUCCUCUAGGUCGCAGAAAUGAAACUAGAUUUCCUCCAAAAGCAGGACCUCAUUCUGCAUGGCAAGGACAGAGAGUCAGCAGCUUUGAGGACUCCAAAAGGCAUUCCUUUCUUGAAGAACUGAAAUCCAGCAAUGCCCGAAAAUUUGAGCUCUCUGAUAUAUUUGGUCGUAUAGUUGAAUUCAGUGUUGAUCAACAUGGGAGUCGAUUUAUCCAGCAGAAGCUGGAGCAUUGCUGUAUUGAGGACAAGGAGUCUGUUUACAAAGAAGUCCUUCCGCAUGCUUCAAGAUUAAUGACUGAUGUUUUUGGUAAUUACGUCAUUCAAAAGUUCUUUGAGCAUGGGAGUUGCGAGCAGCGAAAUGAACUUGCUGAUCAACUGGUUGGAAAUAUGUUAAACUUUAGUCUGCAAAUGUAUGGUUGUCGUGUGAUACAGAAGGCGUUGGAAGUGAUUGAUCUGGAUAAAAAAACCCGACUUGUUCAGGAGCUUGAUGGUCAUGUUAUGAAAUGUGUACGUGAUCAAAAUGGGAAUCACGUCAUACAAAAGUGUAUAGAGUGUAUCCCUACUGAUAGAAUUGGGUUUAUUAUUUCGGCAUUUCGUGGUCAAGUUGCCACCCUUUCUACUCAUCCCUAUGGUUGUCGUGUCAUUCAGAGAGUUUUGGAGCAUUGUUCAAACAAACUGCAAAGUAAGUGCAUCAUUGAUGAAAUUUUGGAUGCUGCUUACGACCUUUCUCAAGAUCAGUAUGGAAAUUAUGUUACCCAGCAUGUUUUGGAGAGGGGAAAGCCGCAUGAAAGGAGCCACAUUAUUAGCAAGUUGACUGGGAAAAUUGUACAAAUGAGUCAACAUAAAUAUGCAUCAAAUGUUGUUGAGAAGUGCUUGGAGUAUGGUGAUGGUGCUGAACGAGAGCAUUUGGUUGAGGAGAUAAUCGGACAGUCUGAUGAAAAUGACUCUUUAUUGACUAUGAUGAAGGACCAAUUUGCAAAUUAUGUGGUCCAGAAGGUUCUUGAAGUAAGCAAUGAUAGACAACGGGAACUAUUACUGGAUCGUGUAAGAGUUCAUCUUAAUGCUUUGAAGAAAUAUACUUACGGGAAACACAUUGCUGCUAGGUUUGAGCAACUGCUUGGUGAAGAAAGCGAUGCCUCAGCGUCGGGGCAUUAGCAGUCUUUCGAGUAUGCGCGACUUGGGAAAACUGUUGAUCAUUCUUAGGGAAGACAACAGCCUGGAACUGUUCCAGGCCUGCUAGAUAAAUAGUUAAAAGUCGGGGAAUAAAUGUAUUACUGUAUGUUUUAAACCGUGUUUAUGUAUAUCUAUGUAUAGAAUCAAACAACUUAAAAAGCUUGCAGUGAUUGCUUGGAAAUUGAUUGAAAUUUAGCUUGACAAA